Messenger RNA from Saccharomyces paradoxus, 1836 nucleotides. It is a transcript of the gene PES4, whose product is annotated as Pes4p. The coding region runs from base 1 to 1836 and encodes 611 amino acids. The transcript has a single exon. The record is from RefSeq and is a predicted model, not a curated record. Lineage: Eukaryota; Fungi; Ascomycota; Saccharomycetes; Saccharomycetales; Saccharomycetaceae. Gene Ontology annotation, molecular function: RNA binding. Gene Ontology annotation, cellular component: ribonucleoprotein complex.
AUGUAUUCUAUUUCAAACAAAAAACCUUCCAUACUCAGUAUGGUUCCCCUGAAUAUUCUAAAAAAUCAGGAUUUGAAAGUAAAAAAAGAACAAGAGAAGAAAAUAUCAUUCAAUCCUGUAGUUACUCCUAUUAGGCCAGACGACUACCAUGAAAAAUCAUCCAGAUCUUCAAGUUCGAGCCAUUCUGAUUCACCUGAAUUUUUGAGAAUCAAUAACAAUAAAUCUUGUCACAAAAAUGGAAAGUUGAAGGUUUUUGAAAGUAAAAAACUGGUUCCGUUAUUUAUUGGCGAUCUUCAUGAAUCAGUUACUGAGGAAACUCUAAAAGGGAUCUUCAAAAAAUAUCCCUCUUUUGUCUCUGCCAAAGUUUGCCUUGAUUCGGUGACAAAGAAAUCAUUAGGUCAUGGUUAUUUAAAUUUUGAAGAUAAAGAAGAAGCUGAAAAAGCCAUGGAAGAAUUGAAUUACACUGAGGUCAAUGGUAAAGAAAUUAGGAUCAUGCCAUCACUGAGGAAUACAACGUUUAGGAAGAAUUUUGGCACCAAUGUGUUUUUCUCAAAUUUGCCCUUGAAUAAUCCAUUAUUAACAACAAGAGUGUUCUAUGAUACGUUUUCCAGAUACGGCAAAAUUCUAUCAUGUAAAUUAGACUCAAGGAAAGAUAUAGGAUUUGUAUAUUUUGAAGACGACAAAACUGCAAGAAAUGUGAUCAAAAUGUAUAAUAAUACCAGUUUUUUUGGUAAAAAAAUUCUAUGUGGAAUACAUUUUGAUAAAGAGGUUAGAAGUGUUCCAAAUUUUGAAACACAAAAAUCACGAUUAGAUGCGGAAACAAUUAUUGAAAAAGAGCAAUCUUUGAAUGAGAAACAUUCAAAGGGGAAUGAUAAGGAAUCUAAGAAUAUUCACUCCUCAUCUCAAAAUUCUGUCUUCAUUAAAAACCUGCCAACAAUAACUACAAGAGAUGAUAUUUUAAAUUUUUUCAGUGAAGUGGGCCCGAUCAAGUCAAUUUACCUAUCCAAUGCCACUAAAGUUAAAUAUCUUUGGGCAUUUGUUACAUAUAAAAAUAAUAAUGACUCAGAAAAGGCAAUCAAGCGCUACAACAAUUUUUAUUUCAGAGGCAAAAAGCUUUUAGUAACCAGGGCACAGGACAAGGAAGAAAGGGCCAAAUUUAUAGAAUCUCAAAAAAUAUCUACACUUUUUCUCGAAAAUUUAAGUGCUGUCUGCAAUAAGGAAUUCCUUAAAUACUUAUGUCACCAAGAGAAUAUUAGACCGUUCAAGAUUCAGAUAGAUGGGUACAACGAAAAUUCCUCCGCUUAUUCUGGAUUCAUCAAAUUCAGGAAUUUUGAAGACGCUACGAGAAUAUUUAACUUUUUGAAUAACCGUUUAGUGGGAGGAAGUAUCGUCAUGACAUCUUGGGAAAGACAGAAUAAUGCACCAAAAUACCAUGACGGUUAUGGAAUGCGUAAUACACACACCUCAUCUCACCCACAAAUUACCCCGUAUUACCACUACUCACAUACAAAUAGUUUGAACUCCCCACACAUAAGAGCUCCUUCGUCAAUGAAUAGCAGUACAAGGUCACUAAUAAAGAAUAAAAAUUUCAAUAAGAAAGUUUUGGAAACAUUCGAAAAGCAGGUAAGAAGAGGUAUAGAUUUCAUGAGAUUUCCAAGUGCUACCAGAGAUGAAAAUGUGCAUGGAAUUGCUGAAUAUAUAUUUGACACUUAUUGGAAUCGUGAUGUAUUAGUCUUGGAUAAAUUUUUAUCGUUGUUAAAUAGUAGUCCAUAUCACGAAGGUGUAUUGCAAAAACAAAUCGAAGAGGCCGCGAGCUCGUUAGGGUUUAAAAGAUGA